AUGAGCUCAAGUCAGCUGAACUUGGCUCGGUUUGCAUUCAAUAUCUAUGGAUCAUUGACGUCCGACAAUAAUACCCCGUCUUCACCAUCACCGACAUCAUCAUUCAAUUCCAUCAAGAAGGUCAACUCGGGGAAUAAACUUGUAUACCAUUGCGAUAGGGAAACCACCGCCCUUUCCCAAUUGAACUAUCCCUUGCUGAUAAGCAAUACCGAGAUUGGAUCCCAUCAUGCUGUUAUUGGUGGAAAGAACUAUCUCCAUUUGUUAUGUCUUAGUUCUGACCAGCAUCAUGUGGUGCACGACAUAAAUUUGCUCGACAACCCCUACUCGAGAGUUGUCCCCAAACUAUCAUCCAUCAACACGAUAAAGACGCAUGAGAAUACAAUUGCAUGUGGGCUAUCCAAUGGAGUGAUCUCGAUAUACAAGUUGACACCUCUGGGUAAACUGACUUUGCUGACAAAACUCGCCGAUCAUAAACGGACAAUCAACAGUAUGGACUUUAUUCAUGACCGAGAAGACUUGCUCUUGUCCGGCUCCCAAGAUGGAUCAAUCAAGUUGUGGGAUUUACGAAGUGGGAACAAACCCAUGCUCACACUCCAGUCCAACAAUAUGCAUUCCGAUCCAAUUCGUGCGUGUCAGUAUUCGCCUCAUUCAAGUCAUAAAUUGAGUGUAUUGUCGGUGCAUGACUCAGGAGCACUUUGCAAGUUUGACCUAAGAGCAAACACAAAUAGUUAUACACCCGAUAGAAAGUGGAAUUUGCAUUCAGGACCAGCAUUGUCGUUACACAUACAUCCAGAAUCAGAGUAUGUUGCUACUGCGGGGAGAGACCAAAAGAUUUGCGUGUUCAAUUAUAGUGACUCCAACCAAGCCACGGGGAGUCGGGCUACUCCAGAACACAUGAUAAACACUUAUGGGCCAAUAGUCAAAGUUCGAUGGAGCGCAUACGACAACAAUGCCAAGAAUCAACUAUACAAGUACGACAUUGCCUGUCUGUACUUGAACGACGACUCAACAGUUACUGUGUAUAAUCUCAAGCGGAAAUACAUUCCCAAACAUAUCGUCAAUAGUUAUUCACGCAAGGCGGUCCAGAAUUUCCUAUGGGCCCAGAAUAGCAAUCGUUCUUCUACAUUGUGGUGUUUAACCAAGGCAAAUGUGUUUACUAGUUAUGAUUUGGAUGCCAGUGAUGGUGAUAUUACACGACCACUAGAAGAAUUGCCCAAGGUGAGUAUGUCCUGGAAUAAUAAUUUUGGAGACUUGAGUUUUGUCAAUCAGUAUGACAGUGAUGAAGAAUCGAUAGUCUCGGAAGAAUCGUCGGAAAUGGUGGAAAUGACAAGAAGUCAUACAUACUCAGGUGAGCAAGAAGAAGACAUAGAAUCUACCGAUAACAUCUCACGAACAAGUCUUGCCCUGGCCCCAAUACCAUCCAUUCCAUUCCCAACUUCGUCAUCACUUACAAACUCACCCUUGGAUAAACCACCCUUGGUUAGAUCGUACACGCAUAAUCCUAAGCCAACUUCGUCAUCUCCGAUAAAUACAACAUUCACGAGACCAAGACUUAAUAGAGGGUCAUCGCUGACUACUACCCAUGACUCGAGUAUUUCCUAUGGAUCCACUCCAUUUCCGGCACCAGCCCAACCGAGACACAAAAAAGUCCAACAAAGUACGGCCAGUUAUAUAUCUUCUCCAUAUGUGAUCCCGGUUAGUUUGGGUAUACCGAGUAAUGACGAGUAUGUAUUCCGGACAUUGGCUAUGGGAUACGUAGUGAAAAUCCCCGAUGGGUUUAAACUAACCGAUGUGCUACGUAUGAAUGCUGAUGUGGCAGAAGAUGCCGGUGUGCUUCGGGUAGCACUGAUUUGGCGAAUGCUUGCGAUUGCCGCUGAGGAGCUUGACGUGACGGUUAUCCUGCCAAUUACCGAGGAAACUGGUGGUGAUAUUGCAUUAUCGCCUAUUCCGCCCACUAUGUCGGAGAAAUCCAUUGCUAGUGAUUUAAACUUUGUCGGUUCGUAUAAUUCAGCAUCAACUAAAGAGAGAGUGGAUGAGAAACUGGAUGGGGGAAAUGAAUCUCCGGCAGAACUUGAGAUGUUGCCUAGUUCAGUUAAACCCCAUUGGCACGACUUGGACAACGAGAACCUCCACUUGAUGACCAACGUAUUCAAUUCCAGUCCUACUUCAGUGGGUAUUUCGUCGAACAACACCUACAGUUCCAUGGCGAUAAGUGCAUCCCCAGCCGCCCUGAUUCGUCCUCUAACGGCAUCGAUAAAACCACUUGUGCCUUUACAACUCCAACGAAACGAAUUAUUCCUUGAAAAAAAGGAGAGUUCCACAAAUACGUUAAAAAGUGGAUUGACAAUGGCAUUAUCGGAAAUAGAACAAAAGGAGGACUUGCUUCCGUGGCAUUUAUCAAAUUUGGUUCAGCAAGCAGUGGGGUAUGCAUGUACCCAGGGAGAUGUUGUGUUUUGUGCGACGGUAUCUUUGCUCUUAUACGACAAGUUCCCAGGGAUUAUCAGUAAGAAUGAGUGUCUUGAAUGGAUUGGAAGUUAUAUUGACAUACUCCGUCGAAAAAGAAUGUUUGUGCAAGCUGGAAAUGUUAUCAAGUCGGCACCCAAAAGUAUUCAAAGUACAUUAGUUCAAAAGCAACAGUUUUCUACAGAUGUCAACCCCAAGUUCUUUUGCUGCUGGUGUAAUAAACUACUUGAGAACACCAGCAAGGGCUACUACUAUUGUCAAGAAUGCAAGACUAACCAGCUGAAUUGUAUAUAUUGCAACGAACCGUGUGAUGGGCUUGCUGUGGUUGUCAGUUUGAAAUGCGGCCAUCGAGGUCAUUUUGGAUGUUUGAAGGAAUGGUUUAUUGAAGGGGAAAACAUUGAAUGUCCUACUCCUGGAUGCGAUUAUACAUUAAAUUAAAAUUACGUCACCUAGCUCUAUAUAUUGUUUUACAAGACCGUACUUGACCACAUAGAUUCCAUCUCGCUUGAGUUCGAUAUCAUCGUUGUCUAUAAAAAGUGUGAUUGGUUUGGAAGUAACCGAUUUCACAAAUACGUGUUGGUUGGUGUCUGGUGUGGUAAUCAUCAGCUGGCCACCACUAGUAUCAUCAAGCAAGGUCAAGCUAGGAGGGACUUUUUUGAGGAAACAAUUAUUGUAUAACUGGGUAAGCAAAUGGGCGUACUUGUGAAUAUACUCUUUCUCUUCGGCACUUAGCAACUUGCUAUCUUCCUGCUCUUCGUUGAUGUAAUAAAUAGUAAACUUGUCGAGUUUAGACAAUCUCGUGCGUAGAUACAUCCUAACUAAAUAACACAACCGUUCGAUUUCUGUUUCUAUAAUCAUCGUGUUUAGUUUAAACUCACUGGUGGACCCCACACUGUCUCCGUAUUCGUGUGAAUCGAUCAAGUAUUGUUGUUGGUUGGAUAUAGCUGUAAGGGCGGUGGUCAUUGUGGUUUGGGCAAACGGGAGAAGUUCAGGUGACAUCCGUUCGUUGAUCAUGGCGGUGAUUAAGUUAUUGUGGAUGUUGGAGGUGACUGGAGUUUCCGACUCUUCGAACUCUUGAAGGAUAUCGUCGAUGUUCAUGGUGGUGUUGAUGUUGAUGUUGAUGUUGAUGUUGAUGUUGAUGUU
Spathaspora passalidarum NRRL Y-27907 is the source of this 3606-nucleotide messenger RNA. RefSeq lists its product as uncharacterized. Gene Ontology annotation, molecular function: protein binding. The transcript has a single exon. Gene Ontology annotation, biological process: positive regulation of TOR signaling. The record is from RefSeq and is a predicted model, not a curated record. The coding region runs from base 1 to 2901 and encodes 966 amino acids. NCBI's taxonomy places the organism in Eukaryota, Fungi, Ascomycota, Pichiomycetes, Serinales, Debaryomycetaceae.